AUGGCAGACCCAACUUCGUGUAAGUUAAGCAUAGAAAAAAGGUAUGAUCAUUUGAAAUCAUUUUCAAAUAACAUCGCAGGUUUAAUUCAGGAAUUAAAAGACUUAAUAAAAGUUCAUGAAAUUUUAAUUUAUAAAGAAAAAUUAAAAACUACGGAAAAAGGAAAAAUCGAAAAGCAGCAAGAUGACCUUAUGGCACUAAAACAAGAACUGGAAAUAAUAAAAAAAGAUAAUGACAAAAUGGGUGGACAACUAAAAUACUACAAAAGAAUUGAUGAUUCUAUUAAUACUCAGAUAAAUAAAGUAUCGGAAAAUAUACAAAAAGUGAAAUUCAAUAUAAAUUUGGAAGUGAGAAAGAAAAUAGAAAUGAAAAAAAAUAUUAAUGAAAUUAAAAAUAAAUACUGCAAAUCUUUAAAGCAGAAACAAAUUUUGGAUGAAAAUUUUUUGCUACUAACUAAAAACAACAAACAAAAUAAACAAGUAACUAGAGGAAUAAAUAAACAAACAAGAGAUCGUCUAAGUAAGGAAGCAAAUAAUGAAGCAAACAAUGAAGCAAACAAUGAAGCAAAUAAUGAAGCAAACAAUGAAGCAAACAAUAAAGCAAAUAAUGAAGCAAAUAAUGAAGCAUACAAAGAAGCAUACAAAGAAGCGUACAAAGAAGCGUACAAAGAAGCGAAUCACGAAGCAGACAGCAAAGCGUAUAACAAAUUAGACAACGAAGCAAAAUGCGAACAAAAUGUCGAAGCGAACAACGAAAUUAACAAUUUGUGCAAAGAAUUAGACGUUAAUAUGUGA
Plasmodium malariae is the source of this 792-nucleotide messenger RNA. Its product is annotated as conserved Plasmodium protein, unknown function. The transcript has 5 exons. Bases 1 to 792 code for a protein of 263 amino acids. Lineage: Eukaryota; Apicomplexa; Aconoidasida; Haemosporida; Plasmodiidae. The record is from RefSeq and is a predicted model, not a curated record.